This is a messenger RNA of Erythranthe guttata (spotted monkey flower), 1208 nucleotides long. RefSeq names its product protein LIKE COV 2. NCBI's taxonomy places the organism in Eukaryota, Viridiplantae, Streptophyta, Magnoliopsida, Lamiales, Phrymaceae. The record is from RefSeq and is a predicted model, not a curated record. Gene Ontology annotation, cellular component: Golgi apparatus.
UCAACAAAUGUAGGGAGAAAUACGCAAAUAGGGAUAGUUUUGGGGCUUCUCUGGAAAUUAAACAAAGUUUGCUCACUGCGACGAAGAUUUGACAAAAUUUACGAAAAUCACUCUGCCCCAAUAAUUCUCCCCAAAAUCGGUCUCGCCGAUUCGAAUUCCUUCAACCCAGAGCAUUUGUCGGCAGAUGAGAGUGGAAUUAAUGGCGGCGGAGAGCAGUAGUAGUCGGGGGAAGAAGGAGGCGGCGGCGGCAUUACCGAAUUCCCCUCGUCAAAACGACGACGUCGAAGAUCCCGUCAAAUCCCCUCCUCAUUCGCCCAACAAUUCCUCCGGCCGCAAGGCUUGCUAUGCUGUUCUCCAGAGUUGGUUUUCGAAGAAGUUCAUGACUGGAUGUGUGGUUCUAUUUCCAGUUGCUGUUACAUUCUUCAUCACUUGGUGGUUUAUUCAGUUUGUUGAUGGUUUCUUCAGUCCUAUAUAUGAAAGACUUGGGAUCGACAUAUUUGGCCUAGGAUUUAUUACAUCGCUGAUCUUUAUUUUCUUUGUUGGUAUAUUUGCUUCAUCAUGGAUGGGUGCUACGGUUUUCUUGAUAGGAGAAUGGUUUAUAAAGCGGAUGCCCUUUGUUAAACAUAUAUACUCGGCAUCCAAGCAAAUUAGUUCUGCAAUAUCUCCAGACCAGAAUACAACUGCUUUCAAGGAGGUUGCUAUUAUACGUCAUCCUCGUAUUGGAGAAUAUGCUAUCGGCUUUAUUACAUCAUCUGUUGUUCUUCAGAAGGAUGAUGGUGACGAAGAGCUAUGCUCUGUUUAUGUGCCAACGAAUCAUUUAUACAUCGGGGACAUAUUUCUGGUCAACUCUAAAGAAAUUAUCCGACCAAAUUUGUCUAUUCGAGAAGGCAUAGAGAUAAUUGUUUCGGUGGGUAUGUCAAUGCCUCAGGUGAUUUCUCCAGUAGAGAGUUUUACUCGUCUGAAUGACCGGAUUCCUCAGGGUAGAAUUAUAAUAUAAUAUAGCAAGAAAAUGUUUAAUUUGAAUUUAGUACUUAACUGGAUUCUUGUUCGUAACUUUCUUGCUUCAGAAAUUCGAGAUUUUUCUCACGAGUUGGUAAAUAUCUAGGCCAAGUGAGUUUAGUUGGUACAUCCAAUGUAUGAAUGAAUUCACCUACUCUGACUUGUAUUCUUUAGUUUGUACAAACGAACUCGCAUGUUAAAUUCGUUUC